ACGUCCCGCCUUCUGGCCGGUCUGCAGAUUCGCACACAAAUACAGUUGAGUGUUUGAUAAAAAUGCACUCAGAUGCGACAAAUUUUCAGCUGAACUCCCACUUGUCCACACUGGCCAGCAUCCACAAGAUCUACCACACACUGCACAAGCUGAACCUGACUGAGGACGUUGGGCCAGACACUCACUCCACAGCCUGCUGCUCCAAAGCCAUGCCCCCGAGGAAAAAGAGGAGGCCCACUGCUGGAGAUGACCUGUCUGCAAAGAAGAGUCGCCAGGACAAUGUCUACAGAAGACAGGAGUCUUCGCAUAUCCAGGAAGCUGAAGCGUUCUCCAGUAAGAGAUGUCUGGAGUGGUUUUAUGAGUAUGCAGGUUGUGAUGAUGUGGUUGGACCAGAAGGCAUGGAGAAGUUCUGUGAAGAUAUUGGAGUGGAACCAGAGAAUGUGGUGAUGCUAGUAUUGGCUUGGAAACUGAAUGCUCAGAGUAUGGGCUACUUCACCCUGCAGGAGUGGCUUAAAGGAAUGGGUUCACUGCAAUGUGAUUCAACUGAAAAACUCAGGAACUCUCUAGACUACCUGAGGUCCAUCCUCAACGAUGCCACGAGUUUUAAACUCAUUUACAGAUACGCCUUUGACUUUGCCCGGGAGAAGGAUCAGAGGAGUUUAGAUUUAAACACUGCCAAGUGCAUGCUGGGACUUCUACUGGGGAAAACCUGGCCACUAUUUCCUGUGUUUAACCAGUUUCUAGAGCAAUCCAAGUAUAAAGUAGUAAAUAAAGACCAGUGGUGUAAUGUUCUAGAGUUCAGUAGGACCAUUAACUUGGAUCUUAGCAACUACGAUGAGGACGGGGCUUGGCCAGUUUUGUUGGACGAGUUUGUGGAGUGGUACAAAGACCGGGAGAUGUCAUAGCAACAACCCUCAUUGCCUCUACCAUCAUCAACAUCUAGAAACUAACCGGCGACAGGCACCGUGGCAUCAGUGACAGAAAUUACUUAGACAUGGUCCUUAAAAACAAAACAUAAUCGGACCCGACGGGGCAAACUGUAGGUAUCCUGCCUGUGAAUUGUGUGUGUGUGUGUGUGAGUGAGUGUGUGUGUGAGAGAGAGAGAGAGAAAGAGAGUGUAACAGUGUAACUUUCACAUGUUGUAACUUUCACAGUGUAACUUUCACAUGUUGCCCUUCUCCUAAGGGUUACGUGUGAGCGUCAUCACUGAUGAUAAAUAGGUGAAACAGCACCUCUGCCCUAAAUUCUCACCUGAUGUCCCAACAAACCUGCAAUGCACCAUGGGAAAGCACAUGGCCAAGCUCAGUGCUGCUCCCUGCUACCCUAAAGUACUGUGACGUGUCUAACUGUGAAUGUUUGAAUAGGUGUUUAAGAUGGGUGAUCUGUGAUAUUCAACAUGGUAGGAUUUAACUCCUAAAUCCCUAAAUAGUUCCCUUCUUAUGCUAGGUGAUAAUACAUUACGGGGUCAUGUCAAAUAUAAAAACUAAAAGAAAAAAAAAAGAAGAGGUGAAGUAGCUUUGCUGCUGAUUACGUUCUGCCCAAACGUCAGAUCCUCACCUGUUACAUUACAUUAAAUCGUAAAAAGUCAAACUUUUAAACAAAAGGUUUUGCGAGAGAAAUAUUAGUAAGACAUCCUUUCUGUAAACAACUAGAUUAAAUGCAGAGGACAGGCUGUGUUUUAUUAACUGUGAAAAAAAGAAAAAGUGCUAAAUCAGCCCUCUUUACAGAAUAUUUUCUGAAGCUCUCUUUGCUGUUUCAUUGUCCAGAUGAUCUUAAUCUGAUAAAUUACACAAGGUAUUUAUACCUUAUUUAUCAUAUAACAACAUAACUUGUAAUAAUUCCCUGCCAUUGAGCUGUUUCUUUUCUCAUUAAAGGUUCUUUUGACGUC
Molecule: messenger RNA, 1888 nt
Organism: Tachysurus vachellii
Lineage: Eukaryota; Metazoa; Chordata; Actinopteri; Siluriformes; Bagridae
Gene: dcun1d4
Product: DCN1, defective in cullin neddylation 1, domain containing 4 (S. cerevisiae)
Exons: 11
Coding region: 63-905 (280 amino acids)
Biological process (GO): positive regulation of ubiquitin-protein transferase activity; protein neddylation
Cellular component (GO): ubiquitin ligase complex
Molecular function (GO): ubiquitin conjugating enzyme binding; ubiquitin-like protein binding; cullin family protein binding
Source: RefSeq, a predicted model, not a curated record